AAUCUGGGUGCAGUGGCCUCUUUGGGUGUUUUAAUGUGCAUGGUAGUUACCAUAGUGGGCAUUAAAUUAUGGUGGUUUAAACAUCGUUUAUCAUUUGAACAGACCAGUACCCAGAAUGGUGCUGCUGGUGGUGGUACGCCACCGGUUAUAGUGCCGCGUCGGAGUAAAACACAAAAAUAUAAAAGGAAUAAAAGAUAUUCACAACAAAUCUAUGACAGUGUUGAAGUUCAUGGAGUUUUUAGGCAAAAACGUGAAGAUGAAUUGGAAAUCCAGAGACCCCAACAACUGCCACCGGUUCGUAUACGCCAACUAUCCGAUAGUACUUCCUCACUUAUAUUACCGCCACCUCGCAAUAAGAGAAGAGAUCAAGUACAUUCCACAGCAUUUGAAGACUUGGAAAUUGCCACACCUCCCCUAACAACAGCCUCUUCUUCAGAUCUAACCGCCAUACGAGAGAGUAAUACAAAAAUAUCAUUGACAUUUGAAGAAUUUGAAAAACAAUUCAAAUUAAAAGAAAUAAAACCCGAAGUUCCUGAACCAUCCACCACACAUGAAGUUCUAGAAAUACCCGUACCACCGUUACGUUUAAAUCGCAGCAGUUCGGCCAUGGUAAAGCCGGAGAAGACACCGCGCUAUUUGAAAUCAUCACAAUCUAUAACUAUACCAGAAUUUCAUAAAGUUAUAGAACGUAGACCGACUGGUUUCUCAAGGCCUACCGAAGAUUUAACCAAAAUCGAUGAUUACGAUGAACCCAAACUCUUUGAAACCUUUGGAGAGCGAAGACCUACGGGUUACAUUAAGUAUGAAGAGGUUGAUGUUGAUCUACAGGAACAAUAUGAAAAGGAACUUAAUGCUGAGUUAGCUAAAGAUGAUCGAAAUUGGGGAAAUCCUCAGGAACUACCAGCACUAGAUGCUUUAAGAAAUGAACGUAUUAUUUAUAAUAAUAAUUUAAACGAAAGUCCCGAUGUACAAUAUACUGAAAAGUAUAAUUUCGAUGUUAAAUCCUACAAAUUUAGUGAACUAGAAGAUGUAGAAUAUAAAGAAGAGGAUUUCAUGGAUCAGAGAAAGAAUAAAAUGGCGGAAAUUAAAGAAAUUUCCUCUGUAACAUUUGAGGAAUUGGAUACCGAAAGUUAUCCAAAUAAUGAAGCAGUAUUUGCUGCAGAUUAUAGAUCUGUUAAUGAUAGAAGACCCACAGAGUUUGUGAAACAACCUCAAAGAGAUGAAGUAGAAUCAGUUACUGAAUUUAAAACAGUUAAGGAAAGCAGAUCCAGAGAGUUUGAUAAUGGACCUCCCAAUGAUGGAGAUGUGUACAAAACUGAUUUCGUUUCAGUUAAAGAUCGCAAUGCCACUGAGUUUGCCAAAGAAUCUCCGAAUGCUGGAGAGGAAUUUGUAACUGAAUUCCGUUCAGUUAAGGAACGAAGACCCACUGAGUUUAAUAAAGGCACACAAAGUGAAGAAUUUGUUACGGAAUUCCAUUUAGUGGGUAAACAAAGAUCAACUGAGUAUGUUAACGAACCACAAUCUAAUGAAGAAGAAUGUGUUACUGAGUUACGUUCAGUUAAAGAACGAAGACCUACAGAGUUCGUUAAAGACACUCAAAGUGAUGAAGAGGAAGAAUUCCUUUCAGUUCAAGAACAAAAAUCAAUGGUUAAUCAUCCUAAAGCGACUCAAAAACAACUCAUAACUGAGUAUCGUUCAGUUAAGGAACACAGACCUACAGAUUUUGCUAAAGACUAUCAACAAGACUUCGAAGAAGAAUUUGUUACGGAGUUCCGUUCAGUCAAGGAAUGUAGAUCAACUGAAUACAUUAAAGACGAAUUUGCCAAUGGAAAUUCAGAAUUUUUCGAAUCUUCUAGUUUGCAAGAAGAUUUCGAUAGUCAAUUCACUAGCUGGCCUCAGUUUGAAGAGAAAAUUGAAACUCCAAAAGUUAAUGUUAGAAGAUUUAAUAAUCAUCAUUUGGAAUCACAGAACAGUUUCGAGGAGGAACAAGAUUUUCUUGACGAAAAACACAAGGAACAAUCGUCGAUUUCCUUUAAUGUCAGCGAAACUAAUGACAAAUUUACUCUCAAUCAAAGAAGACCUACAGGUUACGUAAGAAAUUGGCCAGAAUCACCUGACUUAAGUGAAACCGAAGAAUGGCAAGAAACUUCUCAUAGUCAAAAGAAAGUAUAUAGUCAAGUACGUUCGUUAAUGACCACAGAAUCCACUACAUAUUUACAACAACGUGAGGUAACGUUUGAAUCCUCAACAGUUCAAAGUUCUAAUCAAGAGUUUGAUGAUAAUUCCGCAAUAAAACAAAGACGUCCCACGGGAUUUGUCAGAAAUAAUGAUUACUAUGUGACAUUUAAUGAUGAAUCUGAUGAGGAUCAAAAUGAAAGCCCAAGACAUACUAAUGAGGAAAUGGAGAACUUUCAACCACCAAAAGUCAAAUUUAAUGAUGAAGAAUUUCAGACAUGGGCAGAGAGUGAAACAGAAAAGUUCACACUUAAUCAAAGAAGACCUACAGGUUUUAUAAGAACAACAAAUACUGAAGAUUUGUGGAAUGAGAUUAACUUACAACAGGAUCCUGAAGAUUUUCCUAAGGGCCAAGUGAAAUUUGAUAAAUCUACUGAUUUUAAAGAUGAACAAGAAAUUUGGAAUUCCGAUAUCAAACAGAGAAGACCCACAGGUUUUAUAAGGAAAAUGGAAAUGUUGGAGUUGUCGGAUGAUGAAAAUUUCACAACUAAAGAACGAAGACCAACUUUAGAAGAUGAGGAAUAUAGCAAACAUGAUUGGGAAUAUAAAGACAUUCCCCUUAGUCCUAACGUUAGAUUUAAAGAAAUGGAGCAUAGUUUUAGUGAUUCUGAAAAUAAUAGUGAGUCUUUGAUAAAGCAGCGCAGACCCACCGGUUUUGUGAGAAAAGAAGAGUUAGAUAAAAUGGAAAAGCAAGUUAAUUUCCAAAUAAACGAGGAAGACAGCGAAAAUUUUUCUCAAGAAAAUGAAGCCUUAAAGCAAAGAAGACCUACAGGAUUUGUAAGAAAAGAAGAAGUUAAUAAACAAGUAAAUUUCCAAUUACAACAAAACUCAGAUGAAGAAGGCACAACUAAAUUUGGAAAUGAAGAAUUAAGACAACGAAGACCUACUGGUUUUGCCAGAAAAAAGGACUUAAGCUUUUUGGAAAAUCCUCCUCCCUUAUAUCAAGCACAAACUAACGACAGCCGACACGAGUUCGAUGAUCAAUUAUGGCAAGAAAUGGAAAAAGAUAUAGAAAAUGACUUUUCCCACAACAUUGAAGAAGAAUUCACUAAAAUACGUCAUUCCUAUGAAGUACAUGAAGCAGAUUUUCUAGAAAAAUCUCCUUUAAAUAGUCCCCAACAACCUUUAGGCUUUGGCAAAAGUAUUGAAGAUGAUUGGAUUAAUUUCGAACAGUUAAAGACACAACAAAUUGCCAAGGCAAACUUACAAUCACCACAAGAAAUUAAAAUAACCUUUAGUGAUGCAGAAUUAACAGCUGCUACUACCUCAAUACUCAAAGAACCCAAAAUAGAUGAAGAUAUACAAGCUAAACCGCGUAAAAGUAAAGUAACAUUUGAUUUUAAAACCGAGGAACAUGUUAUACCAGGCAGAAAUGCCCAAAGGGAUUUAGAAUUUGAGUCGGAUUAUGAUGAUGAUGACGAUGUAUAUAACAAACCUCCUCCCCCCAUACCACCACAACCCAUGCAACGUUUGUCAAAUAUAAAUUAUAACACUGAAUCAACCCUGACACCUAUUGUUACCAUACCCAAAACUAUAUCAUUAUUUGGUUCUCAAAUAUCCCAUGAAGAUAAUGAUAAUGAAGAUAGUUGGUCUGCCAUACGAAAACAUCGCAACUUGACAGUGGAAUUGCAAAAUAUAACAACAACCGCAGACUCCAAAUUAUCCUCACCACCACCUGAUUUUAAUACACCACCACCUAAACCUGCCUAUCGCAAUCCUAUGGCUCAACUGGCUAUACAACGGGCCAAGGAAGUACGUGCCGAUAUGGAUGGUUUUAAGGCACGUUCUAUAAAUGAUAAAAAACCUGAGGCUUCCAAGAGAAAUAAGCAGAAAUUUUUAGAUUUAAAUAAUGAUGACUAUGAAGGUACUGAAGCUUAGUUUGUUGUUAAAUUAUUUGUUUAGCUAGUAGGAGUAUUUGGGCUUAAAUAUACUACUUCACUUAAUAAUCAAAUUUGUAUGUUAAAACCAUGAAAA
Molecule: messenger RNA, 4209 nt
Organism: Lucilia sericata (common green bottle fly)
Lineage: Eukaryota; Metazoa; Arthropoda; Insecta; Diptera; Calliphoridae
Product: trichohyalin-like
Source: RefSeq, a predicted model, not a curated record